Messenger RNA from Hippopotamus amphibius kiboko, 2014 nucleotides. It is a transcript of the gene OASL, whose product is annotated as 2'-5'-oligoadenylate synthetase like. The record is from RefSeq and is a predicted model, not a curated record. Gene Ontology annotation, cellular component: nucleoplasm; cytosol; membrane. Gene Ontology annotation, molecular function: double-stranded RNA binding; protein binding. Gene Ontology annotation, biological process: regulation of ribonuclease activity; negative regulation of viral genome replication; defense response to virus. NCBI's taxonomy places the organism in Eukaryota, Metazoa, Chordata, Mammalia, Artiodactyla, Hippopotamidae.
AUGGCAAUGCCCAGGGAGCUGUUUAACACCCGUGCUUCUAAGCUGAACUCCUUCGUAGAUCAUUGUCUGCAUCCCAACCGGCAGUGGAAAAAAGAGGUGCUGAAGACUGUGCAGACCGUGGAGCAGUUCCUGAGGGAGCAGCGCUUCCAGGUGGAGCAUGGGCUGGCCCAGGAGGUGCGGGUGCAGAAGGUGGUCAAGGUGGGCUCCUUCGGGAAUGGCACGGUGCUCAGUAACUACGCAGAGGUGGAGAUGGUGAUGUUCUUGAGGCAUUUCUGCAGCUUCCAGGAGGAGGCCAGGUACCACCACUACAUUCUGAGUCUGCUCCUCAACAACUGUCAGGACCUGCUGGACCUCCAGCUCCAGGACCUGAGGCUGGUCCAGGGAGUCCCCUCUGCUGUCACCUUCACCAUCCAGACCUGGGAGACUGCAGAGCCUGUCACUGUCACCAUCAUGCUGGCCUACAGCUCCCCGGAGCUUUCUGUGUUCCCAGAGGUCUAUGUGAAUCUGAUUAAGGCCAACGUUUCCCCUGGACAUUUCUCCCCAUCUUUCAGCAAGCUGCAGACAGACUUCGUGAAAUACCAGCCAGCCCAGCUGAAGAGGCUCCUGCGGCUGGUGAAACACUGGUACCUGAAGUACGUGAAAGCCUGGUGCCCUAGGGCCGAGCUACCCCCACUCUAUGCCCUUGAGCUACUGACUGUCUACGCCUGGGAAGUGGGUACCCAGAAAAAGGAACGUUUCAGGUUGGACAGAGGCCUGGUCACCGUGAUGACCCUGCUCCAGGAGUAUGAGUCCCUCUGUAUCUACUGGACCAAGUACUACACAUUCCAGGACCCAAUCAUUGAGGACUUUGUCAGAAAACAGCUCAAAAAAGAGAGGCCCAUCAUCCUGGAUCCGGCUGACCCCACCCACAACGUGGCAGAAGGCUACAGAUGGGACAUAGUCUCUCAGAAGGCCUGCCAGUGCCUGAAAAAGGACUGUUGCUAUGACAACAAUGAGAAUCUAGUCUGCAGCUGGAAUGUGAUGGCAGCAAGAGACAUCCAAGUGACAGUGGAGCAGUGGGAUUCCUUGGAUUUCACCAUCACGGUGAACCCUUAUGAUUCCAUAAAGGAGGUUAAAAAGAAGAUCAAGCUGUACCUGAACUCCACAGCUCUACAGCGUCUGUCCUUCCAGGAGCCUGGUGGGGAGUGACAGCUCCUCAGUAGCCACUGCUCCUUGGCUGAUUACCAUGUCUUCUCCAACACUCGCAUCUAUCUGCUGCAGACCAGCCCUCACGAGAUCCAGGUCUUUGUGCAGAAUCCCAGUGGUGGGAGCCACGCCUAUGCCAUUCACCUCGAUAGCUUCGUCCUGGACCUGAAGCUGCAGAUUGAAGCCAAGGAGGGGCUGCUCAGAAAGGAGCAACAACUAGAGUUCCAAGGCCAAGUCCUACAGGAUAAUUGGAGUUUGAAGGAGUGUCGUGUCCAAGACAGCACCACCCUCAUGCUGAAUAAAGAAAGAAACGCUGGAGAGGCUCCAUUUCCACUCAGCUGGUUUCCUCUGAAAGACCUCUCUGUAUUUCCGCCAUUUAAUCCGGGUCCCAUCAGUUUCACCUAACCUCACCAGUGGACAGAUGACGAGGGAUAUGAGAGACUAGAUACACAAACAAACAAUGGCCAGACCAUAUUCGACAGUAGAAUUCUGACCCACCAACUCUGCAGCCACCAGCCAGAAGCCAAACCACAAUUCCUACAUCAGUCAACCCCAAACCAUCAGGAUUUGGUCAAUAACUGGCAGCUUCCCCCAUCCCUUCCAAUUUAGGGCCAAUGAAAGAAAGCCAAAUAAGUUCCCUAACUAAUCAUAUAGGACGCCCUGCUUCUGCUUAGCCCACCUCCAGCUUCCCCAUAUAAACAACCUCAAUUGUGCUAUACCUGAAGCCUUCUCUUUUUCCCACCAUAACGCUGUCCCACCGCCCUGCUUGCCUUGGAGUCUCUGCCAGAGGCCAGGGAUGGUGGCUGACUCCCUAGCUAUAGCAAGUUGG